Molecule: messenger RNA, 2750 nt
Organism: Thrips palmi
Lineage: Eukaryota; Metazoa; Arthropoda; Insecta; Thysanoptera; Thripidae
Exons: 9
Coding region: 212-1246 (344 amino acids)
Source: RefSeq, a predicted model, not a curated record
CGGCGCGGACCGGCAGUUGCCGCCAUCAUGUGCCAGCCGCUGCACCUCGCCGUCGUCCUCGUCCUCGGCGUCGUCGUCGCCGUCCUGGGCGUCAUCGAGGCCGCCACCCGGGCGGCCACCUUGUGCCCGGAGCCGAAGACAAAAGACGAUUUCAUUGUGGACAACUUUCUGGGCACGUGGUACGAGAUGAAGAGGACCCCUUGCACGCUUAAUGUCUUACGAAGGCGAGUCUUUGUAUUAUGGUGACAAAUCUUCGUAUUAUGGUGCAAAACCUUCGUAUUAUGGCUGCUGCGCUCGCUCCGUAACCUACGAAGCCAAAUUCUUUAAAUUAAGUGUGUGGGGCUUCGACGUCGAGGACGAAGGCGAGUGCGGCACGGUGCGCUACUCCUGGGUCAAACCGGACAAGAAAGACGAGCUCAAAGUCGAAAAGAUCUACUUCCUGCCUCAGAAUUCUACGGUCAGCGUCGUCAUGAUGUCUGCCGUCCCUUCCGACAUCUCCAGCGGCAAAUUCACUGCGACGUUCCCGACGCGAAUCUAUGAGAAACCGUACCGUCCGUUCAGGUACUGGGUGCUGGGAACGGACUACGUCUCGUUCGCCGUGAUGUUCUCGUGCCAGGAACCAGAGGGCCUCGACAGGGGGCUCCAUCGUCCCGACCUCGACAGGUUCGCGGGCCCCUGGUGGAACGUGCAGCACGGCCCCUACGCCGAAGACUCCGACCGCCAGAGCUGCCGCGUCACGGAGAUCGCCGCCACGGGCAGAAACACCAUCAAACUCGUCAACUCAGUGAUGAUAAAGAAGGACGCGUUCAAACCAGGGAACGAACAUGCAUGGCAGACCUCCGAGAGCCAGUGGCGGGGCUCCGACCGGCGCGAUGGAUCGUUCGGCAACGACCUCGGUGCCAAGAUGUGCGUGCUGGCCACCGACUACGACAACUGGGCAGUGCUCUCCGUCUGCGCCGCGCGCGAUGAAGGCGACGGCUUCCCUGUCCUGCCUUUCGGGGCGCGAUGGGUGGUCAAACCAGGAGGCGUCUACGUGCUGGCCAGGAACCGCGGCCUCACCCCGGAGCAGCAGGCGCACGCCAACAAGGCCGUGGCCAAGGCCGGCAUCCCCCCCUCUUACAUGCAGGCCACGCCGUCGACGCCCUGCCCGGAAGUCCUGCUGCCCGCCACCGCUGGCGCCGCCAACAAGACCCCGGCCAUCCUGCUGCUGUUCGGGCUGGCCACCGUCCUGGGGCCUGCACAGUGAAAAAAUAAUAAAAAAAUACUUUGUAAAAGUGCUUUUGCACUGUUUUAUGACAUUCCGUAGAACUCUGGCCAUCAAUUCUAAAAAAAAAGUUUCCAGAACCUCGGCUUUCAAAGGCUUUCAGACAUGUUCCUGACACUCUGGCAAAAUUUACGCGAGUGCCUCCUGGCCUCGUCCCCUUUUGGGCUCUGGGCAGCCACCGAAAUGGAGGCAGGAAGCACGGCAGUGAGGUGCCAAUGAUGAUGUUGAGGCAUUUUGACUCUAAACGGGAUGUUACGGGGUCGCUCCACUGCCGUCACUACGCCGCGCUGGUGCGGCCGGGCCGUGCGAGCAGGGAGUAGCGACCAACGCGGGCGGGAAACUUCGCCGGCAAAGCUGCUGAGCCACCUCUGCAGGGCUGUGCGUCCCUGGCCCCAUAGUGGCCUAUUCCGAGUGUACCGAGACCCACCCACCGCGUCCGCCGCCCACCCACCGCCGCCAAAGACCCACCCACCGCCGUCCGAGAGUCCGAGGCCCACCCACCGCGGUGAGAGCCUGCGUAGCCGAGACUUUGGUUCACUGUUAAAAGAAACUGUAGGAAAACAGCACAUUUACCAACGAGUGAUUUGCUUUUAAGCAGCACGUGUCAUCGGAACUUAAAACAGCACAAAUGCUGUUAGGAAACAGCAAGUUUCAUCAUUGGAGAAAACAACAAAUAUAGUCGAUUUCCAAUGCUGGAAAACAGAACAUCUUGUUUGUAAAAUUAAUGAUAUGUGCUGUUUUGGAACGGUAUCCUGUCAUUUAAAAACAACACCAUUCAAUUGAAGAUUUGCCGGAGCAUUUUGCAGCUCACGGCUCAAAUCAAACUCCAACUAUGUCAAAAUAAAUUCUGUUGUUUCUGAACAGCAUUUGUGUUGUAAAGUUUUUUAGCAACACUUCCAAUUUUUAAACAGCGGUGAACUGUCCAAGAACUGCACGAACUGUUACAAAACAAAUGUCUUGUUUGAGCCGUCAGGAAACUCCUAUUUCCUUUUUGUGAAUAACAGAGAGACCGCGUUGAAGAACAGUGCUGUUUGUAAACAGAAAAGAGCGUUUCUGAAUGACUGCUAGUAUUGGAUAAGACUAUUAGUACCCUCGACAUUUUUUUUGUAAAUGUAUAACAACUUCUUUGUUUGAAAACAGAAAAGUGUUGUUUAUGAACAGGUUGGUGCCAUUUGGAAAUGGUAAUUCUGUUACACAACAACUUAUUGUCAGAGAUCAGAUACAGAGAGCCAUCAUCCCUUUUUACAACACUGCUGUUGAAUAACGACUCAGUGUCCAACAAUAUGCCGUUCUUCUACAACAAGUGUUGCUAAAAAACUUAACAGGAUAUAUGCUGUUAAUUAACAGCAUCUUUUCUAUCAGUGUUGUUAUCGCGCGCAGUGAGCCUCCUUCGUUGAACAUGACGCGUUCGUCGACCACUUUUGGUCCAAGACCCCCACCAUCAUGUCGUUGCUGGCCGCCGCCUCGGGGGCAAUAGAAAAUAAAU